UCUCUCCGGCCAACGGGCCGGGUAAAAAGCUAGUAUUAUCUAGCUAGUUGAGGCCAUUGAUCACUCUCAUAUGAUUUUCGUUGAAUUUAUUCUGUUGGCUCGAUACUUUACUAUUGAAAUUUAUAUGAUCUUCAUGGUGAGCUUUAUCAAAAACUUAAUCAACUAAUCCAUGUACAUUCUUCCCGUUCUGCUCCCAUUCACAAGGAGAUUAAUUAAGCUUGAUGAUGUUAGAAUAUGACUUGAAUUUGAUUUGGAUUUGUUUUGUGUUUUAGGCCUAUUCUGUUUGGGUUUGGGAUUGGGCUUUGUUUGACCUUUUCCUUGUAUGUUUGGGAAAAGGUGUUUGAUUUUCUGUUUGGGAUUAGGAGAAGAGUUCUAUAAAUACUCUUCAUCUCCCUAAUUUGUAGUAGGGGUCAGUCAGGUUAGUUUGUUUGGUUUGUCCGUUUGGAAUUUGGUUUGUAACCUGUACUCUCCUCAAAUCAGUGAAAUUUGUCCCCACUGCCCGUGGAUUAGCUAGCACACAUUGUGUUAGUGAACCACGUUAAAUUUGUGUUCGUUCGUUUUGAUCUGGAUUGUCGAUUGCACGCUUCUGUUCUGACAGAUGAUGACAUCAACACUUACGAAAAGCGAGCAUAAUUAGUCAACACACAGACUGUAAUCCAUUGAAUCUUACGCCUAAUAGUUAAAGAGGUAUAAAGAUACUUUUUUGGCUGGCAAAUACAGAUUUGGCAAAAGACCUGUGCGGAAAUCGUGUCCAAAUCUUCUUAAUUACAAAAAAAAAACAGCAGUGAUUAAUUAGUCUGUUUACUUAAUCAUAACAAAUCUCCAACGUUGACUCCCUCGUGUCUGUAUUAAUUAAACGAGGGAACAAAAGGAUCUCUGCCAUAUCAAGCUUUCAGGACUGCACGUUUUUUUUACAGAAAUAAUAAUGGACCCCAUGACGAUGACGUGGAGUUUGGUGGGACCCGCAGCUGGACGUGGCCUCCAUCUCUAUAUUGGUCCCCGCCGUCGUCGUGCAAUGCUGUUUAAUGGAAAGCACAACUCACCGAACUUUCCAUAAUAACUAUAUAAACUCAACACCAAACCAUGGAGCUUUCCACCAUUCUCCCUUCCAUCUCCAAAUCCGAAUCACCUGCGGAAAACUCACAAGAAGGAAGAAGGAAGACAGAAAGCAAACCAGAUGGCGGGAUCAGCGGGUAAUCAUCAUGUUAACUCGGGCCUGGUAAUACUGGGCCUCGUGGUGGUCCUAUUGGGCCUGGCAGCAGACCGAGCCCAGGCCCAGCUCCAGUUCGGGUUCUACAAGGGCAAAUGCAACGCCACCGACGUGGAGUCCACGGUCCGGAGCGUGGUGUGGGGGAAGUACCAGAAAGACACGACCAUCGUGGCCGCCUUGCUCCGCAUGCAGUUCCACGACUGCUUCGUCCAGGGCUGCGACGCCUCCAUCCUGCUGGACGGCCCGGGCAGUGAGAAGAACGCGCCGCCGAACCUGAGCGUGAGAGGGUACGAUGUGAUCGACGCCGUGAAGACGGCGCUGGAGGCUGCGUGCAAGCAGGUCGUGUCCUGUGCCGACAUCAUCGCCAUGGCCACCAGAGAUGCCGUCUCCUUCGCGAAUGGUGGGUUCUACAACGUGCAAACGGGGAGAAGGGAUUCGGCUUCGCCAGCUAAGAAUGUUGCACUUCCGGCUCCUAAUAUUCCUAUCAAUCAAGCCCUCUCGUUGUUUGCCCGCAAGAACCUCUCUCCAGUCGACAUGGUUUAUCUCCUUGGCGGACACACGGUUGGGGUGACACACUGCGCGUUCUACCAAAGCCGGCUCUACAACUACCAGAACACAGGGAGGCCCGACCCGGCCAUGAACACAACCCUAGUGAACACGCUCAAGAAGACCUGCCCCGACCCGAGAACCAACGGCCCGACCACCGCCCCCGCCAACCUGGACCAGAACCCGGCCAGCGCGCUCGUCGUCGACAACUCGUACCACAAGCAGCUGCUCCGCGGCAACGGCGUCCUUCAGGUCGACCAGGACCUGGCCAGCCGAAACUUCGUGACCGGGUUGAUCGUCUCCAACAUCGCCGCCCGCACCGAUUUCAACGCGAGGUUCGGGCAGGCCAUGGUCAACAUGGGGGCCGUCGAGGUGCUGACCGGGAAGCAGGGGCAGAUCCGGAAGUCAUGCCGGGCUGCUAACUGAUAUUGGAUCCGGCCGGGCCAGCGCCCGGGUUGGAAAUUUUAUAUUAAUUUUCCCCCCCUACAAUUAAUAUUUUAUAUUAUGUCUACGUCCUUUGUCACAAAACGUGGCACGUUCGUUGAUAUAAAUUAUUUGUUUUCCUAUUUUUCGGUGUGAUGAUUUUCUUUCCCACGAAAUGUUGUAAUUUCCCCUUUGGGCCUUGGGGUUUCUUCGUUUUUUUUUGGGGGUACAUUUUGAUUUCUGAGUUGUCAAAUUCAUGUUCUUAAUCAAUUCAUCGGAGGCAAUGAGAUAUAUAUAUAUAUAUAUACAAGGAUUUAAAGAGUAAUAUUUUCCUUUAAAGUUUUGCCUAGUAAUUAGGUAUGGCAAUUACCCACCCAUGAGUAAUUAUAUUCAAAUCCAAGUAGAUCCAUUUAUAAUGGGUUGGGUAUGGGUGAAAUGCAUAUGGGUUUGGGUAAGAUAUGGAUAUUACUUUCAUAAUCUAAAUGGGUAUCGGUUGGAUAUGGAUAUCCAUUUACUUGAGGGUGUUUUAACUACACAUACAAAAAUUGGACAUAUUUGCAAAACUUAAAAAGUUUAGGUACCAAAAUGUAAGACCAAAAAAAUUUAGGUACAAAAACGUAAUUUUCCAUCGCUAUUUUGAGGACUUAUAUGCAACAAAAUUAAAUUUAGAUGAGUAUGGGUACAAACCCAUCAAACUCUACCCAUAUCCAUUUAUUUGGAUUCAUACCCAACCCAAUUGGAUUGGAUAGUAAAAAACUCAUGGGUAUGAGCAAAAUUGUCAUCCCUACAGUAGUAGUAAUGGUGAAUGAAGUACUUAUCAUAAUGUGUAUUAUUCGAGUAGCUCUUAAUAUUAGCCGUUAAUAGUUUAUAUUCUCGACAAUAAAAACCCAUACUAGAUUUUGUUCAUUAAUCAUGAUAAUUCGUCAUUACUUCUUUCGUCCUCUCUUUUCAGUCACUGAUGAAUGAAAAUUCUGAUGAUCAAGUAUGUAAUGUGCACUAUAACUUCUCUCUGUAGAAUCAUGCCGCAGGCAAGCAAACAACCGAUUCAUCAUAGUAUAAUACUUGUAUCCUUUGAACUAACGAGAGAGAUGUUCAAAUACGAAUCUAAACCAGUACUAUAUGGAGGUUCUCCUCCACAAUCCCAACAAUCUCAAUUUUCCUGGCUCCUCCACAGAGGACGGAGGGACAUAUUGGUAAUCCAAUCAUAUGCGCAGCGGUAAAGUGAGUGCGAAAGGCUAGGGGAUACAAUAUUAAUGGGCCAUUUACAGACCAGUAAAGUGACUACGGAAUGGGCUUUAAUUAAUGUGAGCCCUUAAUUCUGCAUGAGAGCAGUUAAAGAAUGAUAUUUUUCUUCUAGGAACUCUUCUCAGCAUCCGAUUUUUCGUAGCCAGGUAGGCUUCAUUUAAAUUGUGUUACACGUAUCUAAAUCAUAUAUAUAUAGUACAAAACUUGCUUAGUAUUUAUUUCACAUGCCUUUAAAUUUUUAAUAGAUAUUGAUGUCUCACUAUCAAGCACUAUUAAUAAAAUAUAUUUAAAAACUUGCUUAUUAGAUUUUACAUUAAAAAGUGAAUGUAAGUACAAAUAUUUUUAUUAGUAUAAUUAUAUACAUCUUACAAUUUAAUGUGUGUACAUGUCAUGCGUUGUUCAGGAAAAAAGAGGUUAUUUUUAUACACUAGAAGAUGUGGUGGAUUCAAAUCCUUUGCGCGAUUCAAUUAUUCAACAAUUGCAGGAGAUGUUAGAUUUAAAUAAUAUCGUAGAAAAGACAUUUUGAUCUGCAAGGGACAGACAGAAUGACACCACUGUUCAAAAAGUUGAAAUUAAGUUGCUUGCUAAAAGAUAUGGGGAUGGUAGAGAAUAUGAUUUGCCAUAUGAAAAUGAGGUCGCUGCUUUAAUUGCUGAUGAUAAUGGAGAGCAAUCAUUUUCUUCUUAUAUUGUUGCCCAUUAUCAAAGUAAUGAACCGGAACAAAUUAGUAUAUAUCAUCCAAGUUUAAUGGUUUUGCAAUAUCUCAAAUUAUUACCACAUGGCAAGGAUGGUUGGCAUCCAAAUAUUCCAUAUUAUGACAUUGAGGAGGCAGAUAGAUACAAUGAGAAGAAUGUGACCCAAUGUGAUUUUUACAGUUAUAGACUCCAACAAGACUGGAAGAAUCAAACGCAUUGCUAUUGUGUGUAAAGUUGUUCCAACAAUAUGUUGUCAAUGCAUAUGCAUUGGUUGAGGCAGAGAGUUUGGGUUAGAUUAAAAGAAAUCAAUCAAAUUCGCGACAACAUUACUACCAAGGUCUUUUGGAUUCUUACUUGAGAGAUGCUUCAUAUACCAGUUUAAGUGGAAAACAUGUGAUUUUAGCUUCAUCACAUACAUGCAGUCCUCGAUAUAAGUAUUAAAGCUUCCAGAAUGCUAUGACAAUUUGUAGAUAUCCAUAUCAUUUCAUUACAUUUACAUGUAAUCAUGUUUGGUCUAAGAAUCAAUACAUGCUUGAUUUGAUAAAGACUACUACUAGAAAAUAUCCUAAUAGAGUUGAUGUCCUCACAUGAUUUUUCAAACUCGAGCUACAUCAUUUGUUGAAGUAGAUUUUGGAGAAGAAAUUUUUUGGGAAAAAUAUGCAAGUAAGUUAUUGAAGUUUUGAGCCCGAACUGUUGGACUGGUGAUGAUUUGUGUUAUAAUAGUUUAUAUGUGUUUAAUGAUAAUAUUUUUAAAACAUAUGAAAUGGUUGUAUAUGAUAGUUGUACAAAAUUAAACGCUACAGAUAUAAUUUAGAAACUCUUUAGUGUAGUGUACGAAUGUGACCAGUGAUUUACGAUGGCGCAUGAGUCAGUCGAAUGGUGAUAUGUAUUUGAAUGAUAUUGGUAUAAUUUAGUAUUCUAUUGAAUAGGAACGUGAUACAUGAACACGUGGUGAUGGUCAUUUUUGGAUUUUUUUUAUUUCAGCAUAUAUCAAAAUGGAUAUCAUUAUAUAGAUCACAUAAAAUCUAAUAUUUAUGCGCAAAAAUAUCUAAAUUUGGAUAAAAAAAACAAAUACAGAUUGAUUAAGAAU
This is a messenger RNA of Linum trigynum, 5207 nucleotides long. Lineage: Eukaryota; Viridiplantae; Streptophyta; Magnoliopsida; Malpighiales; Linaceae. The record is from the annotation of a GenBank genome assembly.